Messenger RNA from Petromyzon marinus (sea lamprey), 8012 nucleotides. Its product is annotated as microtubule-associated tumor suppressor 1 homolog. Gene Ontology annotation, molecular function: microtubule binding. The record is from RefSeq and is a predicted model, not a curated record. NCBI's taxonomy places the organism in Eukaryota, Metazoa, Chordata, Hyperoartia, Petromyzontiformes, Petromyzontidae. Gene Ontology annotation, cellular component: nucleus; cytoplasm.
AUUUAUGUGGAACAGCCGCCUGCUCUUCUUGGCUCGCUCUGGGCAGGCAGAUUCUUUUCGCUAUGUCGCUGCUGGGUAGCAAUUUUAAGUUCUAAAAGAGCAGAGAAACCCGGGCGGUUAUAUCUUACGCUGUGCGUUUGUAUGUAGACAUUUGAUGUGUGUGCGUACGUAGUCGGUCAGUCGACACGGACUCGUCUACAGUCGUGGAAAGAGAUUCAAUUUAAAACGGCAAACUUCGAAGCUACGAUAUCCAAGCUUCGAGCAGGGUUCACAACAGCAAAGUAUGAGCAAUGCCAAGGGGUCGCAAAGACAGGCGUCCGUCCCGCGUGCGCGUCCCUGGGAAACGACGUGCCGCCGCUCUGUGUCGCUCGGCGCCACCACGGGCCCGGGGAACCCCUCUCCACCCAGAGGGGGUGACGGUCACCGUGGCCCGGCAGAUGGGAAAUCGGAGACCGAAAGCAGCCCCCUCUCCAGCAAUGGCUCCGACGUUUCCGUGGCGGCGCCCGGCAUGUUCGCCAAGUCGCCCGCUUUGAGUGGGCGCGAGGCUAAACCCCGGGGCAACCGUGGCGAGCCUGGCGGUGGCGUCGCCGCCACGGAGCUUCGUAAGAUGGGCACCGAUGACGGAUCAUUCGCGACGCCCAUGAGAAGGAAUAAUACCGUGCUCGUUCGAAAUGGCACGUCCUCGCGUUCCGCGCCGAGCGGGGUCUGCGAAGCUGGCGCCAUGCGGCCCCAAGGCUGUGCCGGGCCAGGGGGCGUGCGGCUGGAUGCCCUCCUGCACAACAGGGGGGGCGAUCCUCGUGUGGUGGAGGAGGCGGCAAGAGCACACGGCGCUGGCUGCGACCACCUCAACCGUGCUCUGCCGAGUGACACAGUUGUGGGGUGUGGGCGUGACUUAAAAUUGAGUGGGAGCCGUGGCGCAAGAAGAGGAGCAGCAGUGGGAAGAGGAAGGAAGCCACUGGAAAAUGCCAAUGGUGGCCGUUUGCAGGAGCACAAAACAUUUAUUCAGGACUGCAGUUUGGAAACUGACGAUGAGUUGCUGGGAUGUAAACCUCUGGGUUCGUACGAAGAUUUAUACCGUGGCGACCAAAUGCAUAGCAACACACCAUUGUUCAGUAGUCCAGGAAGACAUUGUGUGAAUUGCCACGUUGCGAAUGCUUUGGAUGGAAAUAUCUGCUGUUGCGAGGACGAUACAGGAACCGGUAAAUUUAUAGCACUGCCCAAAUGCGUGGCACCUCAAAACCACGCUUCAAACCCAUCUGCACUGACGCCGGGGGCCAUCAAAUCUAGUAGUCCAAUCGCUCGUGCUGUCCCACCUUGCAAAACUCCAAUGGGAUAUUUUCACCGUGGUCUCGUGGGUACCGACGCGAUGCAGAAGGAAAUCCCCUUGCCUGGCACCGCACGGCAACGAGUUCAGCGGCAGCCGUCUGUUGACGAGAGCAACGCUGAGCUGCUGCGGGGCCCCGCUUGCGACAGCUUUGCGUACAACAGUUGCAUCAAGAAGGAUUGCGUGGCCAUCAUUAACGAGAUCAGGACGAGGAAUCCUCAGAAGCGGGAGUCGCUGAAUUCCAGCCCGGAGACCCCGUUGCGGUGUCUGACCUGGAAUGAAACCUCCAACGUCGACGUUCGGGAAAUGUACGAGUGCUUGCCGAUGCAGUCCAUCGUGCUGCCGCGGGAAAACGCAAAAGUGCUGGAUACGAUGGCCGAGCGUCGGCAAGCGAACAAAAUGGCUGCCAGUGAACCGCCGAAAUUUAUGUUGCGGCACAACGCGGCGGCUCUGGAGGUGAUUUCAAAAGAGCAAUUGGCUUUGACCGAAGUGGGUGCCGAUACCGUGUGUACGACAGCAUUGGCAGCUCUUGAACACGGUGCACUCGAUGAGACGAUGUGUGCGCUUGGCAGAGCCGAAGAUGCGGCGUCUUCCACUGGCCGCGCAGCGGAGGUGGUCGCAGUGGAGAAGAUGGCAGCCAACGUCACAAAAGGGCUUUCGCUGCCUGAUAUAGAUUCUACGAUGAUGACCGUGGCGUCUCACAAUCUCAAUUCUACUGCAACAAGUCUACCGGCUGCAAUGGUGGAAAAGAAACUCGUUGAUAGAAAAAGGCCAAAGGGAUUUGGUGUACUGCCAAAGGCUGGUGGUGAAAAUGGGCCUCUUUGCAUUAAUGACCCAAAGAGGACCCAGAUUGGUGCACCCUUAGGUAGUGAUGUUCAUCAUCGGCGCAUUACUGGUGACUGCACCAUGUUAAAGUGCAAGCAUUCGCCCAACGGCUCCUCUGAUUUGCAAAAAGUAAGCUUGGUUGGUCACACCACGUCCACUCCGCUCGUUGACGAUGGGUGCGCACAAACCCUCGUGCCCACGGUGAUGUUUGCUGGAGACAACGAUCUCGGUGAGAUUUCGACCAUAUCUUCCUCGUCGAUAUGCUCUUUGAAUAGCUUGCCGCAGCAACUCAACUUUGACAAACGAACGCUGCCGGUUUCUAUCAACAGGACAACAGAGAGCACAGCCGUCAAGGCGUCCAAGAAAACCCUAACUGCUGGUGGGGGGGUGACAACGGACGAUCAAGCUUCAAAUGCCAAAAAGCUACCGACAGUUGUCCGAAAAGCUUGGAGCCUCGACGUGACACAGAAGAAGCUGCAGAUGUCAAAUCCAAACAAGUCCAUGGAGAGAAUCCCACCCACUGUGGUUGGUCAGGCUGCCCGUGCCACCGUCACAAACGUUGAGAAGUUUAAGCAUCCCGUGAAGGCCACCGAUCCCACGGGACGUAGCAUGGCCGGUGUGGACACACGAGGUGAAUUGUUGCCGUCAAAGGUCAAAGCGUCGGCUGUGAUGCAGCCAAGAGACAAUUCUGCAGCAGCGUUCAAAGCCAGGGGUUUGCCAACGUUUCCAAGACGGGUGCUGCCUUCAUCGCUGUGUCUUACAAAAUUGUUGGCAGCUGGCCCCACCAAAUACAGCAGCCCCACAAGGCCAAGGCAGCAGGUGAAUGACGGUGUUGCGAGGAAAUUGGCAAAUACGCCGUCGAAGCCUGGCAGCUCGAGCAAGCUGUGCACACCGAUGAAGGCCGGGGUAACUGGAGCCGCCGCGGGGAGGAGAACCGCUGCCGUCGUCACUCCGCAAAGGCCGAGUAAAGUGUUGGGCUGCCCCCAUCUGGACGGCGAUGGGCCCGCCGCCUUGGGGGCCAUGAAGAUGUCCCCCAGGAUUCCCUUGGCCAACGCGGCGAGGCCGUCGCCCAGGGCCACGAAGCCGCCGAUGCAGAGGCCCUCGCAGGGAGGCGCACCGGCCCAAGCACCGAACGUCGUGGUCUCCGCCCUCAAGCGGCAGCCAAACGGCCCGGGCGACGGCCACUCGGAGAAGGGCGCUCCAUCCAGCGGCCAAGUCAGGGCGAGGCAGCUCAAGCCUCUGUUUGGCUCCAAGCUGAGGGCUCCAACGAGACCCACACAUGGUGGCAAAGCAGAGCCUGCGCCCGUGAGGUCUGCUGUCGAUGGUGUGCCGCUAGAGGAAGCUACAGUCGGAAGCGCGCAUUUGACAAUGGUCACGGCCGAUAAUGGGCGAGACUCGGCCAAGGUUGCUGCUGGAUGCCUGCUCCAACCUUCCAACGGGAGCCUGCGCCCCACGGGCCCCGUCUCAUCCGGCAGGGGCCGCUCCACUUCUAUGAGGCCCCCCUCCUUCCUACCCGGAUGCCGAGGAGCCUCCAGGCUUCCUGCCACACGCGCCACCGUCCCCGCUCGGCCGCAACCGGACAACCCCAACAACACCGUCGUCGCAGGUGAUCCGCACACCAACACGGCCGCCGGCCAAAGGCUUCUGGCCCUGCCCGCCUUGAGGAAGCGCAGCCCCAGCCCCGGCUCCGCGUCCGUCGCCAGCGCCCAGUCCACGGACAGCGAUCGCAGUGGGCACGCCGCGCACCGUGGCGCAAAACGUGCCGGCCGGCCGGCCCUGGCGGGCUGCCUGAGCCAACCCGACCUGCUGCUGUCACGGGGCCCCGACGAGUUGCUGGGGGAGCUGCGUGCCACGCGCGACGAGCUGGCGCGGCGCCUGCGGUGCGCACAGCGGCUCGACGUGCAGAGGGGCACCGCCCUCGCUGCCCUCGCCACCGCGCUGCAGAACUUCGCCGCCAGGAAUGAGAAAUUAUCUGGAAAGCUGACCGAUCUUAAUUUGGAUCUCAAAAGUGUUCAGCAACAGCUUGCGAUGUACGUGGAGCGCUGCGCACGGCUGGAGCAGGAGAAGGAGGUGGGGGAGCGAGACUCCGUCGUGGCUCUCACCGAGGCCGAGAGGAGGCACGCCGAGGCCCUGUCCAACCUCGAGGCCAUGCUCAGGCAGCAGUUCGACGGGGAAAUGGAGCGGCUGCAGCAGACCCACGAGCAGGAGCUGGAUGCGAGGGUGGCGCAACAAAAGAAAGAUGCCAUGUCUGAGAUUGAGAUGGAGACGGUGACUGCCAUGAAAGAAGACCUGGAGAGGAGCAUCAAUGAGCUGAACCUGUCUUUUGAAAGUAAACGGACGUCGAUGCAGAACAAGUUUGAACGUGAGAAAUCCCGCUUGGAGGAGACGGUGAAGAUGCUGACACUGCAAAUCAAGACUCAGAAAGAAGAAAUCUCCAACAUAGGGAAGCUCUUGAAAAAUACGUCGGCCAGCAAGGGCUCGCCGCAGUCUCCCGUGUCGUCUCUGCACAUGGAGGACGAGCUGAACAGCCUGAAGGCUGUGGUGGAUAUCCGCACCCAGCAGAUCCACACACUGGAGCGCCGCAUGCUCGCACUGCAGCAGGAGGCCGAUGCCAAACGGAUUGUGGAGGAGAAGCUGCAGGUGCUGCAGCAGCAAAAUGAGGACAUGAAGGCUCGCAUGGACAAGAGCAUGGAAGUCACAAGGCAACUGUCGUCGGAGCAGACGGCCCUGCAGGCUUCCCUUCAGCGCGAGGCUAAAGCCAAGCAGCGGCUCUCCAUGGAGAAGGAACAGCUCAUGUGGAAGCUGCAGAACGGCAGCUCCCCGGGUGUGUCUCCCUCCUCGCCACCGUCCACCUCUCCCACGUUCUUCUCCUUCCAGUCCAACACCACUCAACUCUUCUCCACGCCGCCGUAGCAGCACGCGGGGGGCUGGGCCUCUCGCCCAAUCUCCGACCCCUGGGGUGCCAAGACCAGAGCAACCCCCCCCCACCCACCCACCCGCUUGUUGUUGGGUAAACAACAAAGAUAUUCAUCUCCAGUCGUCUGCCCCUGUGUUCUCCAGCCAGCGUCGGACUCGAAUCAGUCCGUGGAUGUUCAUUCCGUCACCACGGUGUUAGGCGUUGUCCUUGCAGAAGCUGCGUCGGAUUCUAAGCUGAGCUUGAGAAACAUUUUUUUUACUUGGACGAAUCUGCAUAUUCGAUGGCUCCAAUCUACUGAUGCUCAUUUUCUUCCGUUCAGCCAAGUUGGACCUCUUUGGUUAAAUACCUUCCGCUCCUCGCUUUGCCUCUCCCCAACCAUUGACGUAAUGCAAAUUGACACCAAAUGAAAGUCAGCAAUGUCCCCCCCCCCUCCCCCUCCCUUGCAUGGACCUGCGGCGGGUGAUGUACAUCAGAAAUAUUGCUGUGGUCCGUUCCACAGUAAAAUGUUAUUGAUGCAUUAGACACACGUGAUGGACCUUUACUAAGUAAGGCAUUUUUUUUAAACUUUUCAAUAUCCGUGCACGCACACACGAAGUGUAUCCGAGCUACAAUUGGCGUUUCUUGCAGUGAGCACACGAAGGUGGGCUGAAUACAUUAUAUCGGGAAAUUGGAAGUUACUGUUCCAUGUUUAUAAAGCUUGCAAUCAGGUUUCUUCCUCAUGGCACAAUCUGCCACUGAAACUUGUUCUUAAGUGAUAACUAUGGGGUUUCCUAGCCGUUACAUAAUUUGCCCACAAAGUUACAACUGCAUAGAUCAAAUUGGGAUGGCGGUUGGGGGUUAAACGCUUAUUGCCUCCUCAAGACCACCAACACAUUGUGCAGCUGCUCUGUGUUUCGUGUGGCCGGUAGCACACACAAAAGGGGACAUCAAAACGGAAGCUUUUUGCACCGACACAUUUAAUUGCAAAAGAAUCCGUCAUUUGCUCUUUCUUGCUCGGUAAAUUGAGAUGAUGGUGGGCUCCUACAGCGAUUUUUUUUUUUUUGCCGCUAGCCUCGUUCGCGGUCUGUCUUCCGAUACGCUUGAACCAAUGCCUUACAAAUGUUCCGACUUUGCUGGAUUCGCAAAAUUGUUUCAACAUAGUGGCUCUUUUUUUUACUUUUGUGUGAUUUUUGUAAAUAUAUAAGUAAUAAAAUAAAUAUAAGUCUCACGACAAAAUGGAUGACAUUGCCUUAAUGUAAAUGACUCGCUUUGCGAGACUCCGUAAAAGAAACACGCCUCUGUCAAUUGUUGCGGAGUCUCCUAUACGACCUGUGUAUGAAACCCCAAGUGUCUACAUGGGUUUUGCACGUAGGCUUUUGCGACCCAAUAUUCAGUAUAGAGGUUGUUUUUUUUGGGUUAGAUCGCGUAAAUACGAAUGUUGUUAAACCCACCAUCGCCUGACAGCCAAUUAGUAACGUUUAUUACGUAAACAAAACGUGCCAAUUCGUUACUGGUCUAGCACGUUCGAACCAAAAUAAAACCUCGUGUCUCCAUAGGUGCUUGUGCACGCUUGUGUGCGAUGUUGCAUCUACAGUGGUCCAAAUUGUCACGUGACCCCCCCUCCCCCCCCAAAAUUAAUUGACCCCUAACACUUUUUUCCCUUUGCGCAUGCAUUUCUGUUUCGAGUAAACAUUCAAGUCUCCAACUUAUGGUUCUAAAUGGGGGGGGGGGGGGGGGUCACAAGACAUCUGGACUACCCUGUACAUUUUUUUCAUUCGUGUUACCUGCUAAGCUGCUAUACCUCUAUUUGUGGUGUGUCAAAGUGACGAGAAAUUAUAAAUAUCAUUGGCUUCCAGGAUGCUUGUGACCGAAUUGGGGUGAAGGGGGAGGCAUGUUAUUCAGCCACAUCGCAGAGUUCUGUGUGGCUUCUUGGAAUGGUUACGAGUGAAAUGUUUGGAAAAUAUUUCCGUAAUCGAUGCUUUAAGCAGUGACUAAAUGGGGCCUCUAUGUCAAUCGCAAGCCAGUUUGGACCACUGACGCUUCAUUGUCGGUUAGAUUUGGCAGCGUUGUGCGUCUGUAAAACAGGGUUGGUUUUUUUUGCACAGUUUAAUUUCCCAAAAUAAUACAUCGAUCAGUUCCUCGAUAUUUUCGGAUAAUUUUGGAGCAUCUGCUCGCGUGUGGUUCUGGGAACCCCAAGGUGCCAUCCCAAUGUUCUACAGCCGUAAGUGGUGCUCGGGUUUUUUUUUUCCCGUUCGUGAUACGUAAACAAUGACGGCAAACGUGAGACAUUUUAAGCUGCAAGGAAGCAAUUGCUGUCAAAUCAAAAGUGUAAAUGAAUAUCAACACCGUAAUCGAAUGUUUCCAUUAAAAUUUACACAUCACAAUGAAGUCGGCGGUUGGGUUAGUAUCGCGUGCUUUUCUUGUCACGGGUUUUGACGGUGUGUUAGCUGUUUUGUAAGCAAAAAAAAAUGUGUGUUUCAGCAUCUGUGGACUGCUGUCUGAAUAUUCACAAAGCAAUCGUCGCGGGUUUUUUUUUGCCAUUUAUCGCCGCACCGUUGUGCACUAAUCACGGCGUGUUCACGUCUCUGCGCAGAUGUCCAAGCGUUUGCGCGCAAGCGGCGUUGCGUUAUCACGAUUUCUCAUCUGACACUCGGCAGGCUGCUGCUCCCGAUGUAAAGGAAAAUGAUCGUUUCUGAGCAAAGUUCUGCACCACUCACUCACUCGCUCACUGUCGUUUGCUGGAAAAGGCCCUAAGAAGGCCUAUUCACACUUGCCCCACGUUGCACUGAUGCUGAAUGCAGUAUUGUUUAAAUGGUGUUUGUUUUUUGUUUGGGAUUUGGAUGAAGGUUGGGAGGCACCGUUUAUGAAGCGAUUGCCCGUAAUGAGGACCGGGGGUUGUUUACUAAGCACUUAGCGCUGAACAUUGUUGUUUUUACGCUGUUACAAAUAAUAAAUAUGUGAACUGAA